Messenger RNA from Rotaria socialis, 1053 nucleotides. The record is from the annotation of a GenBank genome assembly. NCBI's taxonomy places the organism in Eukaryota, Metazoa, Rotifera, Eurotatoria, Philodinida, Philodinidae.
AUGUUACGUGCAGUUGAAUUAUUCAGUGGUAUCGGUGGCAUGCAUUGUGCUCUCGAUUUCACUGAUCUCAAUUAUGAAAUCAUAGCUGCUAUUGAUAUAAAUCCAACAGCAAAUCUAGUCUAUGCAUCAAAUUUUCCAAAUGCGCCUGUCAUGAAUCGUACAAUUGAAGGUAUAUCUUUAAAUCAAUGGGAAAAAUGGAAUGCAGAUAUAUGGUUGAUGUCUCCUCCUUGUCAACCAUUUACUCGACAAGGUAAACAAGAAGAUUUAAAUGAUCGUCGUACCGAUGGAUUUGUUCAUUUAAUGAAAAUUAUUCUUCCACAAUUAAAAGCAAAACCAAAAUAUAUUCUUCUUGAAAAUGUAUCUGGUUUUGAAUAUUCUCAAGCUCAUCAAUUAUUACUAGAUACACUUCAAGCACACAAUUAUUAUUACGAACAAUAUCUUCUAUCACCAAUACAAUUCGGUAUACCUAAUUCGCGUCUACGUUUUUAUCUUAUUGCUAAACAACAAGAAAAACCUACUGAUACAUAUUCAUCUUCUAUAUUAACUCGAAUAUCAAAUUUCGAAAGAUUAUAUAACAAACUUCGUCAGCAAUUUCCAUCAAAAGAUUUAUCUCUCGAAGAAAAUUCUUUUUAUGAAAAUGAUCAAAUAACAGAUCGAUGUAGUCAUUCAUCGGAAAUACUUGUUCAACCUGAUCAAUCGAUAUAUAUUAAUGAUUUUUUAAUUUCAAAUGAAAAUCAAGAUUUUGAAUUAAAUGAAAAACAAUUAGAACGAGGUUUACAUGUUUGUGAUAUAAUCACUUGUCAUGCAAAACGUUCAUUUUGUUUCACAAAAUCUUAUGGAAAAUAUUUUGAAGGUACGGGUUCAUUAUUUCGAACCCUGUCGAAUCGUAUUCGAUAUUUUACACCUAAAGAAAUAGCUAAUUUACACUGUUUUCCAUUAAACUAUCAAUUUCCUGAACAAAUUACAACUCGUCAAGCCUAUUCAUUACUUGGUAACAGUUUAAGUGUUUUUGUUGUAGGAGUUUUACUUGAAAAUCUUUUCGAGCGCUCAUAA